AUGAGUCAGGAGGAGAUUUAUGUUGAGCAACCUGAAGGCUUUGCUAUGAAAGAGCAAGAAGAUGAUGUGUACUUGCUCAAGAAGGCCUUGUAUGGUCUGAAACAGGCUCCAAGAGCAUGUGACUGGGGAGGUUCUCUUGAUGACCUAAAGAGCACUUCAGGCUACUGUUUCUUGUUUGGAUCAUGUGCAUUCUCAUGGUGUUGCAAAAAGCAAAAUACGGUGGCGCAGUCUACAACAGAAGUUGAAUUCACUGCAGCUAGUGCUGCUGUAAAUCAAGCUUUGUGGUUAAGAAAAAUGUUAGUAGAUUUGAAUACGAAACAAGAGAGACAAACGUCAUUCACGGCACUGGCACCACAAGUUUUUGAUGGUGAAGGUUAUCAUGUUUGGGCAGCAAGGAUGGAGGCUCAUCUUGAGGCAAAUGAUCUCUGGGAAGCUGUGGAGGAGGACUAUGAAGUUCUUCCAUCGCCUGCAAACCCGACAAUGGCACAGAUAAAGACUCAUAGGAGAGAAAAUCAAGAAAAUUGA
Molecule: messenger RNA, 525 nt
Organism: Abrus precatorius (Indian licorice)
Lineage: Eukaryota; Viridiplantae; Streptophyta; Magnoliopsida; Fabales; Fabaceae
Exons: 4
Coding region: 1-525 (174 amino acids)
Source: RefSeq, a predicted model, not a curated record